Passer domesticus (house sparrow) is the source of this 2158-nucleotide messenger RNA. RefSeq names its product adenosylhomocysteinase like 1 (gene AHCYL1). The transcript is spliced from 17 exons. Gene Ontology annotation, biological process: L-methionine cycle. The record is from RefSeq and is a predicted model, not a curated record. The coding region runs from base 111 to 1688 and encodes 525 amino acids. NCBI's taxonomy places the organism in Eukaryota, Metazoa, Chordata, Aves, Passeriformes, Passeridae. Gene Ontology annotation, cellular component: cytosol.
GAGCCGAGCCGAGCCGAGCCCGCGGUGCUCCCCCGUCCGCCCCGCCGGACCGUGUCCCCUUUCGUCCCGCCGGCGGCCGCGGCCCGCCCCGCGUUCCCCGCCGCAUCAGGAUGUCGGUGCCGGAGCCCGCCGGCGGCGAGGAGAAGCAGGCCAAGGAGAAGGAGGACGCCGAGAAAUAUUCCUUCAUGGCCACCGUCACCAAGGCCCCCAAGAAGCAAAUCCAAUUUGCAGAUGACAUGCAGGAGUUCACCAAGUUCCCGACCAAGACGGGCCGUCGGUCCCUGUCCCGCUCCAUCUCCCAGUCUUCCACCGACAGCUACAGCUCUGCUGCCUCGUACACAGACAGCUCUGAUGAUGAGGUGUCCCCCCGAGAGAAGCAGCAAACCAACUCCAAGGGCAGCAGCAAUUUCUGUGUGAAGAACAUCAAACAGGCAGAGUUCGGGCGCCGGGAGAUUGAGAUCGCCGAGCAAGACAUGUCUGCUCUGAUUUCGCUCAGGAAACGAGCCCAGGGGGAGAAGCCUUUGGCUGGAGCUAAAAUUGUGGGCUGUACCCACAUCACAGCACAGACUGCAGUGCUGAUCGAGACGCUGUGUGCCCUGGGGGCGCAGUGCCGCUGGUCUGCCUGCAACAUCUACUCCACCCAGAACGAGGUGGCCGCGGCCUUGGCAGAGGCUGGUGUGGCUGUGUUUGCCUGGAAAGGGGAGUCAGAGGAUGAUUUCUGGUGGUGCAUUGACCGCUGUGUUAACGUAGAUGGCUGGCAGGCCAACAUGAUCCUGGAUGAUGGUGGGGACCUGACCCAUUGGGUUUAUAAGAAAUACCCCAGCGUGUUCAAGAAGAUCCGAGGGAUUGUGGAGGAGAGCGUGACAGGCGUGCACAGGCUGUACCAGCUCUCCAAGGCUGGGAAGCUCUGUGUCCCAGCCAUGAAUGUGAAUGACUCUGUCACCAAGCAGAAGUUUGACAACCUGUAUUGCUGCCGGGAAUCCAUCCUGGAUGGCCUGAAGAGGACCACGGAUGUGAUGUUUGGAGGGAAGCAAGUGGUGGUUUGUGGUUAUGGGGAGGUUGGGAAGGGAUGCUGUGCUGCCCUGAAAGCCCUGGGAGCCAUCGUGUACGUCACCGAGAUCGACCCCAUCUGCGCUCUCCAGGCCUGCAUGGAUGGAUUUCGGGUGGUGAAGCUGAGCGAAGUAAUCCGUCAGGUGGAUGUUGUCAUCACCUGCACAGGGAACAAGAACGUGGUGACCAGGGAGCACCUGGACCGGAUGAAGAACAGCUGCAUCGUGUGCAACAUGGGCCACUCCAACACCGAGAUUGACGUGACCAGCCUGCGCAUGCCGGAGCUGACGUGGGAGCGCGUGCGCUCCCAGGUGGAUCACGUCAUCUGGCCCGACGGGAAGCGCGUGGUGCUGCUGGCCGAGGGCCGUCUGCUCAACCUCAGCUGCUCCACAGUUCCCACCUUCGUUCUCUCCAUCACAGCCACCACACAGGCUCUGGCUCUGAUUGAGCUCUACAACGCUCCCGAGGGCCGGUACAAGCAGGACGUUUACCUGCUGCCAAAGAAGAUGGAUGAGUAUGUGGCCAGUUUGCACCUGCCAUCCUUUGACGCCCACCUGACGGAGCUGACGGACGAUCAGGCCAAGUACCUGGGACUCAACAAAAACGGGCCUUUCAAACCCAACUACUACAGAUACUGACGGGACCAUUUCCAUGAAGGACCAGACCACACAAGGCAACAUUUGAGAGAUUAUUUUUUGAAAUAAUUUUUAUUUUGGUUUACCUUUUUUUUUUUUUUUUCACCACUACCUGAACCUGUUUUUACAUUUUAUCUGUGAUUUUAAGGUCAGGUUUUCUUUUCUCCCCCUUUUCCAUGAUCGCAUCCCUGUCUGACCUUGCCAGACAACCUGGGAUUUGCUUCUUGCUUUCAUGUGGCUGAAGCUGCUGAUUCCCAGCCCUGGCUCCAGGAGGGGCUUUCCUUUUCCUGCUGGGCCAAGGGCACUUCAUUCCUGCAGCAAUGGUUUCUUUUGGCUUUUAUUUUGUAUUUUUUCCCACCUUUCCAGCCCACGUCGGUCUCAGCCGGGCUCCCUGUGGAUCCGGAGAUGCUCUUCUACCUUAUCUUCUAUUUCUUUGUGUGGAUUAUCUGCAACUUCUAAAUUGCCUUAAAGAG